GCGGGCAUCCCUACGCCUAUUCCUCCCAAUCGCUGCAUGCGCUCCCCAUCGCCUCUAGGGGUGUCAGCAUCUAACCUUGGCGUCGUCACUGCUGCCUCCAUAGCCACUGCUUCUAUACGAGCGCGCGCUCAAGAGUUGCGCGCAUGGCCGCCCACACGUACAGUCCUCGGCGCCUGGGGAGACUGCUGAGACCAUCGCUGAAGCUCGUGGGCAGAACUCCAACGCACACAGCGAGACUGACAUGCGCGGUGCACCAAAGCCAGGCAGGCGAGCCCCCGGCAGGUCGACUCAGCAUUCUAUGACGUAUAAUGGAGCCGUGUGAUAGUGACCGCUGUGGUGAAUUCCCAAGUGAACGUCGAUACCCUUUUCAAGCCAUUGGUCACGCCAGCGGUGCGAGGACUGUGCAUGCGGGCCAUGAUGCGGCUGUGUCGCAUUCCGCUGAUCUUCUUGGACUGCGAAGACUUAUUAGUAGUAGUAGUAUCAAAAGGGGGUUGCUGAACAGCUUGGUGAUUGGGGUGGGUCGUCGUGGUCGUCGGGGGUAUUCAUACAAUGCAAGUACGUUGAUCUGCGUGCUGUUUUUUUCAAUUUUCGGGCUCCUGUCAGUGGGGGGGAGAGAGAAAAAAGGCCCAAUACCAAUUAUACCAUGCCUAGCCCUAGUAGUGGCAGAGCCUGCAUUCAGCCGUCGAGAUCAGCAGGCCUCUGUGCCGGCGGCAGAAGCUGACCCUUCGAGCCCGCCGGAGUCGUCACCCUCGGCGAAUAUCUCACGGCCGAAUCCCCCUGUUGCGUGGGGACCACCACCGCCACCGCCACCCCCACUGUCAUCGUUGGUGGGAAAUGAAUCACUCCUGGAGUCCGAGCUGGCGAAGGUGAGAAUACUCCCCGAUGAACUGUUUACGUCGACCCCGACCAUCGCCCUGUUCCACGGCAACACGACGAAGAGCUUUCCAACAACAGGGGACAGUGAUUGGUGCGGGCCCGUCAUCCGCAGCAUCGUGGCUACACCUCUGAACCCGGUCAUCUAUUACCUGCUGGAGGAGGUUUGCGUUAGGGAUGACAAGGUCUUGGAAAGGUUGAUGUCUGUCAGAAAGGCAAAUCUCUCGACGGUAGAGACGGAGCCGAUCAACGCAGAGGAGGACGAGUCUCUCGUCGUGACACAUUGGUGGCCGUUCUCCAUGCAGAAUGGGACGCGCUUCUCUGAGCGCAUGAAAGAGCUGGGAAACGGCACGUCUAGCCAAUGGAUGGCGCGGUUCGAUGGCUUGUUGAUGGCUGCAGAUGGAUCUCAUCUACUCCUACCUACCAUGUCCACGGGAGGAGUGUCGGCGGCCGCAAUCACCUCCCUGUCCUCUGUCGACGGCUCACGCCUGUCGGUCCCCGUGCCCGCUGGGGUGGGAACGCCCUCGUCUUACACCUUAAACCCCAACCAGACAUUGCUGUACAUCACGGUUGCGGGUCCGCCCGUCUGGCUCAUCUCCUCGUCGGUCGGGGACGUCGGGCUCCCGAUUGUUGACGACAACGACACCCCCAUGGGCAAGCGGCCGCUGCAGGGCGCCGGACAGGGCGUUUCCAGCGCGAAGUUCACCUCGCAGAGCGUCAUUUCGGACGGGAGUUGCCUCUACUUCAACGACCAGGGAAGGCAACGCGUUUGGGGCCUCGAUCCCCUGACCUUCAGCACCACUCUCGUGGCUGGCUCGGGCCUCGAUGGCGUCGUCAAUGGCGACGGCUUCAACGCGUCGUUCAAGAUGCUCAAGGAGGUGGCGGCCACGCCGGACGGUUGCGACGUCUUUGUCGUCGAGAACGACGAUCCAGGGCGCGUUCGCUGGCUGAUGCUGGAUUCCCCUUGCACCACAGCCAAGAAGGUGGAGACGCCCCUCGUGUACACGAAGACGGGGCUGGAAAGCUUGGCCCUUCACUACUACGGCAAUCGACUCAAGCUGUACGUCGGGACCACGGACGGCCUCUUGUUCCAAGUGGAAAUCAACAAGUCUAGGCUGCACGGUUGCGCUCUGCCCCAGCCCUCUCCCCCCCCGUCGUCAAGGACAGAUCAAUCCUUCUUCCGAAACGACUCCAAUUCGAAUCUCGUCAUUGCUUUGAGCGUCUUCGUAGUGUUGGCGGUGAGCAUCGGUGCCCUUCUUGGGGGUCUGUUCUGGCGCCGAAGACGGCGCCGCCGGGCCCGAGGUCACGAACACCAUCAGCCGUCGUCCUUCGCGGAGGGUCGCAGCUCGUCAACUCCCGGUGGUGCGUCUACAGUGACCACUUCCAAGACGACACCCACGUCGUCGUGGGGGAGUUACUGUGCUUCCCACCCACCUCCCACCUCCGAACUGGCACUCAAGCCCUUUCACGUGAGACAGUUCGAUCUGGCAAUACUGGAGCGUUGCACGGACAACUUCCAUCCGAGACGCAGGAUAGGGGAGAAGGGGGCAUUCGGCGAAGUGUACAAGGCGUGCUUGGGGGGACAUGGCAGCAACAAGGAGGAGGGCCUGGAGGAGGGACAGCAGCAGGAGGAGGAGGAACAGCAGGAGGUGGAGAUGAUGGUGGCCAUCAAGGUGAUGACGGGGGAGCUCACGAAGACGAAGAGGAAUCAGUUCAUUGCCGAGGUCAACACUCUGAGCCACAUCAAUCACAUCAACCUGAUUGAACUGAUCGGCUACUGCAUGGAGGGCGAUAGGUCCAUCUUGGUGUAUCCGUACUAUCGAGGAGGAAGCCUCUACGAGCGCCUGCACGGCUGGCAUAAGAAGCAGCAGAGCACUGUAGGGUCGCACGACAAGCCUCGUUUCCCCGGCCGGCCGUUGACUUUGGAGGAGCGCAUGUGCAUCACCUUGCAGAUUGCUCAGGCCUUGAGCUACCUGCAUGGCAACGUCAGACAACCCAUCCUUCAUCGAGACAUCAAGAGCGCUAACGUUCUCCUUGGGGAUGGGGAGGGAAAGACGCUUCACGCCGUUCUCGCGGAUUUCGGCCUGGCGACCAUCGGCGAGAGAGUCUUCGGCACCGACCACCAGCAAAUGAUUGCGACCUCGCACAUCGGUGGCACCUUCGGGUACAUGGCGCCCGAGUACAUGAUCAAAGGGGAGCUGUCCGAGAAGAACGACGUGUACGCUUUCGGCGUGCUGGUUCUCGAGAUUUUCUCGGGGAGGAAAGUCGUCUGGCCGGCCGCUGCCGGCCCUGGGUGGCAGACGCUCCGCGAGUGGGUUAAGCCGUUCCUCAGCCGUAGUAGGGACGACGACUCCCUGUCAGAGACGGUGUCGGAGGAGACUCGGACUCAGACUCAGACACGAACUCCCAAUGUCGUGCAGACUCCAACUCAGGAUCAGCCUGAGGUGCAGACCCGGAAUCAGACUCGGAAUCGGAAUGAGUGCAAAGAGCAACUGCCUGUGGUUGACAUGCUCAAGUCUAUUCUGGACCCUUGUGUGAAGGAGGAGGUGGUCGAUACCCUGACCAUGGAUAUGGUGACAGGUACGCUACGGAUGGCUUGGGAGUGCGUCAGCAUGGAAGAUGUAGAGAGACCCACAAUGCUCGCAGUUGUUCGCCGACUUCAAGGGGUCCUGGAGAGAGGGAAGAUCAUCAGCAUCUGACAAAACACGCCAGUCAUCGAAAACGAAACGAGUGCAUCUGCCCAGGAAAGGUGGCAAAAUGCACUCGUUACUAUUUAUAGCAAACCGAUGAACCUGGCCUUUUUCUGCAGGAAGAUGCAAUCGUUUCGUUUUUCGUUUCGUGUCCCGUGCGGCGACGCCCUGUUACCAUGAAUGCAUACCAACGGUCCAACCGGCUCCAACGGGUGCAUCUUACCACUUUAGUUUUGUUUUCCUUUUUUUUUAAAUAAAAAUAUGACUCUAAUCAUCGUCUAAGGAGCAAUCAGUCCGGUUCCUUUCCACCCGCAAGUCAUAUACCCAGAGAAAUGCCCCCGCUUAGUUGAGCCCAAGAGGGUCCAGGGCCCAGUUGUUUUGAAAGCGAAGGGAUCAGCAUCCGCCAAACCGCAAAGAGCAAGAGCUGGUGAUGUGAGCAUCUGCAAAACCGCAAAGAGCAACAGCUGGUGAUGUGAUACUAGAGUUCAUCCUUCUGGUGUCGAAAUUGGCCAGCCAGAAG
Chara braunii is the source of this 4083-nucleotide messenger RNA. The record is from the annotation of a GenBank genome assembly. NCBI's taxonomy places the organism in Eukaryota, Viridiplantae, Streptophyta, Charophyceae, Charales, Characeae.